Vitis riparia (riverbank grape) is the source of this 756-nucleotide messenger RNA. RefSeq names its product acyl carrier protein 2, mitochondrial. NCBI's taxonomy places the organism in Eukaryota, Viridiplantae, Streptophyta, Magnoliopsida, Vitales, Vitaceae. The transcript has 2 exons. Gene Ontology annotation, molecular function: acyl binding; acyl carrier activity. Gene Ontology annotation, cellular component: mitochondrion. Gene Ontology annotation, biological process: fatty acid biosynthetic process. Bases 92 to 475 code for a protein of 127 amino acids. The record is from RefSeq and is a predicted model, not a curated record.
CUUCAAUUUCAUCCGAGGCAGCUGUUCUCUCACAUUCUCGCACUUUCCCACACUUUCUCGCACUUUCUCCCUCCCUCAUCAAACACUCUCAAUGGCGGCGAGGAACGCUCUUCUGAAGUACCUGAGAGUGGAAGCUCGACGCCUGCCGCAAAACCCUAAUAUUCCUUUCCAACUAUCUUUCAAUUUGAUACGACGCCAUUUCUCCGAGGAGAUCAGAGGAACUUUCCUCGAUAAAUCUGAGGUCACGGAUCGAGUAAUCUCCGUCGUCAAGAACUUCCAGAAAGUGGAUCCUUCUAAGGUUACACCAACCGCUAAUUUCCAGACUGAUCUUGGGUUAGAUAGCUUAGACGCUGUGGAGGUUGUGAUGGCACUUGAAGAAGAGUUUGGGUUUGAGAUCCCUGACAAUGAAGCAGACAAGAUCAACACCAUCAACGUCGCUGUUGACUUCAUCUCUUCCCACCCUCAGGCCAAAUAAAGGAAGAAUAUGAACCCAUCGUUCUCUUUAUUUUCUCUCCCCUUUCCUACAAUGACUGAGAAGUAAGUUACAUGCGGAAAACUAUCCCAUUUGCUUUUCCCAAAAUUUCUGUCUGUAGAAGAUGGUUUCGAAUAUUUUCCAUCAUCUAUGGUACUACUUUUGCAAUUGCUGGAAACUUGAUGGCCUAAUGUGCUAAACAUCUGGUUGAGAUUACUGGUUUGAUUGCUUUAGUGAGAUUCUAUUUCAAUAAAACAUCAUGUAGGUCAUUGCUUAUGAGAAAA